Entamoeba histolytica HM-1:IMSS is the source of this 390-nucleotide messenger RNA. RefSeq lists its product as uncharacterized. NCBI's taxonomy places the organism in Eukaryota, Evosea, Mastigamoebida, Endamoebidae. Bases 1 to 390 code for a protein of 129 amino acids. The transcript has a single exon. The record is from RefSeq and is a predicted model, not a curated record.
AUGUAUGGCACUACAAACACCACGAGAGUUAGAUUCAACAGUGACAGUGAUACGGUAAUCGAUAAAAGAAAUAUUACAAUCAACGAUUUUAUAGAUUUAUUAAGCGGCAUUAACGGUAUUAGUGAAAAGUGUCAUAUACUAAGCGGGGGAACACGUUUAACAUUUGGAAAUAGCCCAUUAAAGUGCUUCAAUUUGGUUAUUUUAAAGCAUAUAGAAAUUAUAGAUGAAAUAUACGAGAUCAUAGAGGAUUUCAAAAAGAAUAACAGACUUAUUCUCUCCGAAUUGAAAGAAGAAAAAGAAAGAGAAGAAAGAGAGAAGCGAAUUGAUGAAGCAGAGAAGAAGAAACAAGAAGAGACCAAACCAGAGAGAAGAAAGACUAGACCUCUCUAG